This is a messenger RNA of Synchiropus splendidus (mandarinfish), 2506 nucleotides long. It is a transcript of the gene ppp1r14bb, whose product is annotated as protein phosphatase 1, regulatory (inhibitor) subunit 14Bb. The transcript is spliced from 4 exons. Gene Ontology annotation, biological process: innate immune response; regulation of phosphorylation. The record is from RefSeq and is a predicted model, not a curated record. Gene Ontology annotation, molecular function: protein serine/threonine phosphatase inhibitor activity. The coding region runs from base 258 to 644 and encodes 128 amino acids. Gene Ontology annotation, cellular component: cytoplasm. Lineage: Eukaryota; Metazoa; Chordata; Actinopteri; Syngnathiformes; Callionymidae.
GCACGCAGGCGCGUGAAGAAGAGACGUUUCUUUGUGGAUGAAGAGUUCGGCUCCGCGGCGCUUUGAUAGCAGCAGACUUUUCACGCCGGAAAAUACUCUUCAAACCGGUUUCACGUCAGAGCUAGAGUCGGCGUCUGGACCCUGCGAGGACCGGGAAGGAGUCUUUUGUUUGGACUCGUGUAACGUUCGUCGCGCCGCUACUGCAUCGCCAAAAGGAAAGGUUUAUUCCCGAAUCCUCGGUAGGAACCAGCGAGCAUAUGGCGGCGGUGACGAGCCCGGAGACGAGUCCCCAGCCCCGGGUCUACUUCCAGACGCCGGCCGGCAGUGCAGAGGAGCCCGAGACACCGGUUCGGAAACAGGGACGCGUCACCGUUAAAUACGACCGCAAGGAGCUAAGAAAGAGACUGAACCUGGAGGAGUGGAUCAUCGAGCAGCUGACGGACCUGUAUGAUUGCGAGGAGGAAGCGAUUCCUGAGCUGGAGAUCGAUGUGGAUGAGUUGCUGGACAUGCCCAGUGAUGUAGAGAGAGCUGCCAGGGUCAAGGAUCUGCUGGUGGACUGUUUCAAACCCACCGAGGACUUCAUCUCAGAGCUGCUGGAUAAGAUCAGAGGGAUGCAGAAGCUCUCCACCCCUCAGAAGAAAUAACCUCUCCCUCCUUUUCUUCAUCCUCCUCUUCCUCGCCCGUCGUCUUCCCACUUGCCCCUCUUCUUUCCCUUUUUUUUUCCCUGGGUAAAACCACAAGCGGGUCACACCAAGACACGGAACCUGGCGCCCCGUUCUCCUUCACCAGGUCCUCUGUUCUCGCCGACCUCAAACACAAUGAAGAGAAGUAAUCAUCAGCGACUGGACGGACGAAGCUGCCAAUCAGGUUGCAGCAGAGCUCUGUCCUCAGCAGUUUCAACAAUUUUUGUUCAACUGAAAAGCGACUGGGGCGGAGCUUUUUCUUCUUAUGUUACCCGGAGGAUAUGAUGAUGCCGCGGUGCGUUCAAGGACUUUGUCAGUUUGUCGCCUCAUUGUUGUUUUGUUGGAAAUACUUUGUGCUCAUUGGAACUUCAAAAAAAGUCAAGUGACCGUUUUUUUUUUUUUUGGCAUUUGAUUUGUUCUCUUGGUGCAUUUUGAGGUGUGGGCUGCUGUGGCCCUGCCUCCACUGAUUUGUCUCGUGUGUUGCUAGGAAACAUACAACAGCCAUUAUUUUGCUGUUCUGUAACAGGAAGUUAUUUUCGAGUGAGGGACUGGUUCCUGUUGAUUUUUAUUUUCCUGAAUGACACAUUUUGGACCCAAACAGAGCUGCCUUGUUCUUUUUUAUGAUCUAUAGUGUUGUUGAUAAUUCAUUUUUCCUUCCACUUUCUUACCUGUGUAUUACAUCAUAAUUAUGCCGUCAUAUUUUUACGACAUCACACAUGAUAGAGUGGUUAACUUUUCCACCUUGUUAAUUCGCUGAAACAUAACAUCUGCUGUGCUCAAAGAUCGACUUGUGUCAGAAUGCAGAAGCAACAUGGUGGCAACUUUUUGUGUUAUGAGACAGAUGUCAACAGACAAUCAGAGUAUUACAAAGAUUCCAGCGUUUCCAUAUGUUGAACACAGGUCUGCAACCGUUGCUUGUUUUGGUGAGGUUAACAUCCGUGAACCUAAAGUGUGAAAGGGUGGGGCUAGUGGCCUUUGAGAUUCAGUACAUGUCCAUCUUUAUGCACAGCUGCCUGAGUCAGAUUGAGGUGUGAGCUUGUGUGCGAACAGGUGUGUGAAAAAUUCACGCACAACAAAGAUCAUGUGUGCUGUCAGGCUGUAACAGCCAGUCGUUCCCAGAUAAUGAGCCAUCUCUUCCAACCUCGCGCAGGUUAGAUUUUAGGCUGACGGUCGCUGACCAGUCUGAGACUUGUCUGCAACAGACCUGCAGCUGUCUGCCUCUCUAAACACGCCCUCACAUCUACAUGCAUCUUCAACUCUUUGGUUCCCCCAACUUUAAAGACAGAUGUUGCCUUAGAUAUGAUUUACGUCACAUGAAACCAAAUAAUAUUUUCGUGAACAGGACUGCAUCACAUGUUUUUAUUUUUUGUUUGUUCUAUGAGAUGAGAUUCUGUUUUGUUUUUAGAAGUGUGUGUGAAACUGGUAGGCCUUGAUCUUUAGCUCUUCUUGGAAUACUGUUUUUAUGACGACCUUGUUAAUGCCCGGCCUUGUAGUGAAAAGGAAUCGACUUAAGAGUACUCUGGUUUGUUCGCCUCUGCCUUCUGAAUCUAACUUUGGUAACAAAAGCCGGGUUAUCGUGGGCCAAUCCAGCUUUUCGACUGUUACUGCAGAGUUUGUACUGUUGGUGGAACAACACUAGCGGAAUAGCAAUUGUUAGCAACGAGGCUUGUCGUACAGAUUAAAACGAUCAUGCUGUUUUUUUCUGAAUGAGAAUGAGAUCAACUCCACAAACCAAUGUAGCAAUAUCAACAUAAGGUCGUGUUUUUGCCCAAUUUUGUUACACUUUUAUGCAACUUUAAUAAAAACAUGUCAAAAUGAAAGUU